ACCGCAGCGGUAAAAGCAGCAAUUUAUCUGUGUGCAGCCCCAAACUGGGAAGCAGAUGCUAAUUAAAGUGAAGACGCUGACCGGAAAGGAGAUUGACAUUGAUAUUGAACCCACAGACAAGGUGGAGCGAAUCAAGGAGCGUGUGGAGGAGAAAGAGGGAAUCCCCCCACAGCAGCAGCGGCUCAUCUACAGUGGUAAACAGGUGAACCAUGAGAAGACAGCGGCCGAUUAUAAGAUACUAGGUGGUUCAGUCCUCUGCCUGGUAUUGGCUCUGAGAGGAGGAGGUGGUCUUGGGCAGUGAUGGACCCCCUCUCCAUUUCACCUCCUUGCCCUGUCGCUCAUUAAGAGGCAUCAUAUAUCCUCUCACUUUGUGGGACACCAGAGCCACAGCCCCCUCUCCUGGAU
Hippopotamus amphibius kiboko is the source of this 405-nucleotide messenger RNA. Its product is annotated as NEDD8-like. Gene Ontology annotation, biological process: protein neddylation; regulation of proteolysis; modification-dependent protein catabolic process. The record is from RefSeq and is a predicted model, not a curated record. The transcript has a single exon. Bases 56 to 301 code for a protein of 81 amino acids. Gene Ontology annotation, molecular function: ubiquitin protein ligase binding; protein tag activity. Gene Ontology annotation, cellular component: cytoplasm; nucleus. Lineage: Eukaryota; Metazoa; Chordata; Mammalia; Artiodactyla; Hippopotamidae.